Messenger RNA from Penicillium samsonianum, 1326 nucleotides. RefSeq lists its product as uncharacterized. The coding region runs from base 1 to 1326 and encodes 441 amino acids. The transcript has a single exon. The record is from RefSeq and is a predicted model, not a curated record. Lineage: Eukaryota; Fungi; Ascomycota; Eurotiomycetes; Eurotiales; Aspergillaceae.
AUGAUACAGGAGACAAAUCAACGAACAAAUGCUGUCUUCAUACCACCUACUUUAGGUCCCGCGGAUCCCUUGGAACGCUGGAAGGAAUCUCCCCCCGAAGGCGAAGCAGCCAGUCUAUCAGCCAUUCAGAAUGCGCUUGAAAAUCCCUCGAGCUACUCAGGGGUAAAUCAAUCGCAUGUCACGCCUGGCUCUGUGCCAGGUAAUCCUUUCCAAAACUAUCGUCGUCCAGCAUCCCAAGGACCAUCAACAACAAGUGGAGAAAGUUCUACCAGUGCAUCCUCUCGGCGCUCUAACCGAUCUGGGGUGUCUGCUUUGUCUAAUGGUAGCCAGGCCGCGUCGGACAAGAAAUCUGCCGGAAUUCGAAAGAAGCAGGCUCACACAACCAGAAAAAAGCGAAGUUCGGCCAAUCAACCCCGCGUAUUUUGUUGCACAUUCUGCUGUGAUAAAUUCAAGAAUAAAUUCGACUGGAUGCGUCACGAGAAGUCUCUUCAUCUCAACCUAGAAAGUUGGACAUGCGCGCCUUUUGGAGGCUCUGUGGUGCUACCAUCAACAGGUCGCGCUCAUUGUGCCUAUUGCAAUCAGCUGGAUCCAACAUUCCAGCACCUAGACGAGCACAAACACGGACUAUGUCAGCAAGAAAUACGUUCGUUUCGGCGAAAGGAUCACCUAGUUCAGCAUAUGCGCGUCUUCUACCGACUCGAAACCAUUCCAUUAAUCGACGAUUGGAAACACGCUAUAACAGAAAUUCCUUCCCGUUGUGGAUUUUGUGACGGCCGGAUGUCCAACUGGGACGAAAGAGCCGACCAUCUAACAUUCCACUUCCGCCAAGGCUGCACCAUGGCCAACUGGAUAGGUGAUCAUGAGUUUCCGCCAGAGAUUGCUGCGCAAGUCACACAUAGUGUUCCUCCAUACCUGCUCGACUUCGAAUCGCGAACUUUCGUGCCUUUCUCCGCCACGAACGGAGCUGUGAACGAUCACCUGUCCCAAAUGCUGUCCCGCGCCAGUUUUCUGGAUGGAGCAAGAGAACCGGAAGCGAUACCGGAAUCCUUAGAGCCAGGGCUUCAGCCAGUUCAGGAAGGCAAUUUGGUUUCUUACACGGAAGUGCUCACUCGUCAUUUAAGUCAUUAUGCACAGCAAAUGAUGAGAGAUGGUGUCAUUCCGACGGACGAAAUGUUUCAGCUCGAAGCGAGGCAACUUUUGUUUGAUUCUGAAGACCAAUGGAACCAGACAAUGGCAGAUAACCUUGAGUGGUUGACUAAAUUCCGAGGAGGGCAAAGCACCAAGGGUCCUCUUCAAGCCCCCGAGCAACCCCCUAUGGAUCGGUAA